UGUCGGCAGCAAAUCCCCAUCGCCGCCGUGAAGCAUCUUCGUCGAGCAAGAGCAAGACCACAGGCCGCCACGCCGCCAGCCGCCAGCAAGCCUGCGUGGAUCACGCAGGAGAAAGAAAGAGAAGUGCUUCUUCGCGUACACGAUGCACGUGUCGCCGCUACGUCCAUCGCCGCCGCCGACGCCGACGACGGUGCCCUGCCCGCUAUAAAUCGCCCCGCAGAGUCACCAUACAUAUCUUCCCACCGAGCUCGACGGUAGACCACCAGCUAAAAUUCGCAAAACAAACAAGCAAGCAAAAUCUCGUGAGAGGUCGAAGACCAGGCCAUCGAGCACGAGCAGCCAUGCAGGCCGGGAGGAGCGCCAUGGAGGCGGCCAAGGAGGCGGCGGCGAACGUGGGCGCCUCGGCGUGCUCCGGCAUGGAGAAGACGCGGGCCACGCUGCAGGGGCACGCGGAGAAGGCGGCGGCGCACGGCGCGGCCGACCGGGAGGCGGCCGCGACGAGGGCGCGGGAGCGCGUGCACGGCGCGGAGGAGGUCAAGCGGGACGCCAUGCGCGCCAACGCCGCCGCCAAGGAGCGCGCCAGCGCCGGGGCGUACCACCCGUCGCAGGGCGCGCCGGGGGUCGUUCCCGGCGGCGCCCCCGCGGGCGGCCACGUCGAGGACGGCGUGGCCGGGAGCCGCCCGCUCGGCACCGCCACGGGCACCGGGAGGCCCAGCGUUGCGCAUAACCCGCGCGUCGGCGGCGGCGCCGCGCCAGCGACUGGCACCGGCGGGCAGUACCAGUGAGGCCGCCGGGCUGCGGCCGUGUAUGUAUGCAUGUGCGCGCGCGCGUGUAACUGGUCGGUUCAGGUGUAUCGGUGUAGCAGGGCAUGCAAUAAUUAUCUUGUGACCGUAGCAAACUCUGUUUGAGUUCGGCCCG
This is a messenger RNA of Hordeum vulgare subsp. vulgare (domesticated barley), 918 nucleotides long. RefSeq names its product 11 kDa late embryogenesis abundant protein-like. The record is from RefSeq and is a predicted model, not a curated record. Gene Ontology annotation, biological process: embryo development ending in seed dormancy. NCBI's taxonomy places the organism in Eukaryota, Viridiplantae, Streptophyta, Magnoliopsida, Poales, Poaceae. The transcript has a single exon. Bases 342 to 785 code for a protein of 147 amino acids.